ACGCCAUACAUAAUCAGGGGAAAAUAUACAAUAUACCGUGUUCAUCAAGACAGAUUAUGUUAGGACAGAACAUAAAGUAAAAGCAAGAAUGGAUUAUAUAUAGGGACGUUUGCGAAGAAAACAAUUACGACAUUUCAUCAUGAUUGGGAGGAUCAUACAACUAUACAUUGUAUUCUGCCUCGUCCUCUCCGUCUACUCCCAGGGCCCCGGAGGGUCCCCACCCACAUACUCCCGCUCCCUGGAGACGGCCCUCAGGACCGAGCUAUUUACCACCAACACCUACUCCGUCCUCCAGAGACCGGAAGACAGGACCAGGGUCAAGGUCUCCAUGACCUUGCUCACUGUCAAUGACAUGGAUAUCAAGACCCAAAUAAUGUCGGUGUCCGGGUAUUUCUCACUGAGCUGGUUGGACGACCGCUUGUCUUGGACGAACACAUCAGCUACCUCCCAGGAUUACACUAAUGUCCGAUUUCUGUUCAGCACUGAGACUUACGUAUGGAAACCAGCGCUCAUCGUGGAAAAUUCGGUUGACUCAAUAUCUGUCAUCACUGACAAAAAUAUACCGAUGAGAAUCAAUCCUAUUGGGAAUAUCGAAUGGAAUCCUACAGGAAUAUACCUGGUUUCCUGUAGCUCGGACAUUACUUACUAUCCACUUGACCAACAAACGUGCACAAUUAAGCUCACCACCUGGGGAUACACAAACAACGAAAUAUACCUUGUCUAUGAUACAAAGCCCAUCGAGUUGGGCUUCUACAGUGAGAAUGGAGAGUGGGUGUUGGUGUCAGCGAGCGGAGAACAGGUACAAGAUAAAUCCCGCGGUGGUCAGUCGUUUUCGAGCCUCAGUUUCAGCAUCACUCUCCGGAGACGCCCACUGUUUCACGCCCUCAACACAAUCCUGCCAGUGGUUCUGAUGGCGUUUCUGAUUCCAAUGGUAUACAGACUUCCGGUGGACUCCGGAGAAAAGAUCGGAUACUCUCUGACCGUAUUACUGGCCUACGCUGUGUACCUGACUCUGAUUUCAGACAACAUUCCCAGUACUUCAGUGUCUGUCUGCUACCUAACGGUGUACCUUGUUAUCGUUCUUGGACUUGGAGUUCUCUCGGUUGUCUUCGUAAUAUUGGUAAUUUCCACGUUCCACUUGGGAGAUAAACCCGUUUCUUCGUGUUUGGGAGCCAUCGGUCGUCUCAUUGCCAAAAUUAUAUGUAACGACAAAUGCAGUUGCUGUCAUAAAAAACAAAAUCCAGAUACAGUGACGCCAAUCACAGAAUCAAAGAAACUUCCGGCGGAAAUGCAGCUCGAAGAUGACGAAAUCACAGAAACGCCAAUGACGUACCAAGCUUUCUCUGUUCUUCUCGACCGUUUUCUUUUUUACGCUUACCUUACGAUUGUCACAGUAACGACGUUUUUAUUUUCCCUCCUUGGAUUUGUCCAUUUUGCCUCUCUCUGAAUGAAGCUACAUGUACAUGUAUAUGUGCCGUUUUUAACGCUGUUUUUGCGAGCGCUCGCCAGAAUUUGUGUUGCAGGUAUAGGAAAUUUUGGCGAGCGCUCACAGGCACUCGUUUUGUUUUUUUAGACAAAAUAUAGAUAAAGAAAGAGACACUAAUGUCUAAAGUCGAGGGGCUCCCGAAAGUGGUGAUACUGACGCUCUCUUUUAUAUGUUCUCAGAUCAGGUAUGAAUAAAAAAAUGGUGGUCUAUAGGUUCAUAGAUAAUAGUUAUUCUUUUCGUAAUGAAAGUUGUGAAGGAAUAUUUUUUUGUCAACGCAAAAAGAGUAACUUCACUAUAUACUUUUGUAAAAAAAGAAAAGAAAAAAAAGCUUUCAUUCUUCUUCCCCCUAUGUUGUUCCUCUCGGUAACUUUUUCCGCGGUUAUGCGCAGAAAUACACUUAUCGUUUAUAAAUAUGCACAGGAAACUUUUACUUUCUUCUUAAAUAGAAUAACCAUAAAAUCUAAUUAAUAAAAAGUAAUGACCUUGCCCAUUUUUUUCAGUGUUUCCUUUUAUACAAUUCAUCACACAGAUAAAGUCUGGGUCGGGUUUUCAACAUAGCAAAAACAGCGUUAUUAUAAACGGCAUGGAUAACUUUAAUGUUUAAUAUGGAUAACCUUUAAUAAUUUGGGUCCAUUUUUUUUUGGGUGGGGGGGACGCCAAAGAUAAUUUUUUUUUUAUAAAGCUGUUACUUGGCAGCUUUUUUAGAAGAGAAAAUUGAAGAAUUCGUACCAAACGAAAAAUUAUAUAUAUAAAAUGCUAAUGUUCAGUACACAUAUAAUGCAACCGUGAAUGUUCUCUAGUUUUCUUUCGAAACAAAUCUGAUAAAAAGGAUUCAGCCGUUUUAAAUAAAGUUUUGAAAAAAUAGUUUUUUUUAGGAUCGAGUAUCUUAUCAAGAACGAAUGCUUGCAAAUGUUCAAUUAAUUGAUAAAAAUACGCGCUUCCACAUGAGACAUGAGUAGAGCUGAAGACAGAAAAAACCCAGCAGAGGCGUGGUUAUAGAUAAGUAACCAGGUACAUUUGUAAUUGCUUUGAAAUAAUUUGGUUUCAGAAAACAUAUGUGUAAGUGAAUAAGAUUGUUUUCAAAUAGAUAUUGUCAAUUACUAAUCCAUAUAUUAAAAUAUACUUGCAGUUUAAUUACCGUCUGAACAAUAUUACAUAAAACAAAGCAAUUGUUCUUCCAAUAUGUUGUUUCACAUGAAUAAUGGUAAAGAAUUCCAAAAGCAGAAUUGUUCUUUAGAAAGUAAAAAUUGGUGAAGCAAGCUUUUAAUAUGGAUAAAUUGCCAUAAAACCAAACCGAGUUCUUUUUUGUUUGUUAUUUCACUUGAAUAUUAUGAAGGUGGGUUUACAAGCUUUAAACUUUAAAAGCAAAGAAAAUCACCAUACGUGCCUAUACAAACCAUGCUCCUUGAUCUAUAUCUGGAUAUUGUGCCAAAACUAUCACAUGUUGAUAAUGUAGAAAUGUUCAACUGCUUUACAAAAAACUAAUGGAUUUAUACGUGCUCUUUACCAAGGUAGUUACUCUCAUUCUUAUUGUAGAGGAUAAUACCAUUAACAUUGUUUUCACGGUUUUUCAAAAUUAAAAAUUAGUAAACCACAUUUUGGUAUUGAAUUUUGGAGCCUAUUGUUUAUUAUUAUUAUGAUUAUUUCCAAUGGUGUUUGUAUUAGUAAGGUAAUGGUACAAGUGUUUCGUUUUGUUAUUCAUUGAAUUGUUAUUUUUUUUUUAUAACCAAUGAUGGAUGCAUUGUAAUGAUAACUAAUAAAUCCAAAAAGCAGA
Molecule: messenger RNA, 3260 nt
Organism: Magallana angulata
Lineage: Eukaryota; Metazoa; Mollusca; Bivalvia; Ostreida; Ostreidae
Product: acetylcholine receptor subunit beta-like
Exons: 7
Coding region: 140-1447 (435 amino acids)
Biological process (GO): chemical synaptic transmission; nervous system process; signal transduction
Cellular component (GO): membrane; neuron projection; synapse
Molecular function (GO): neurotransmitter receptor activity; extracellular ligand-gated monoatomic ion channel activity; transmembrane signaling receptor activity
Source: RefSeq, a predicted model, not a curated record